Molecule: messenger RNA, 708 nt
Organism: Microsporum canis CBS 113480
Lineage: Eukaryota; Fungi; Ascomycota; Eurotiomycetes; Onygenales; Arthrodermataceae
Exons: 1
Coding region: 1-708 (235 amino acids)
Source: RefSeq, a predicted model, not a curated record
AUGUCGUUGGACCCAAGAAACCUGUCCAUCGCCUCAGCCCGGCCCACGCCAUCUGAGCUCAUCCCUUAUCGCCCUCACCCUCCUAGAGCCAUAGAUGCUCUUCACUACGUGUUUGACAAGAGAAAGACUUCAUUUCCUCGAGAACUCACUAUGGCCCUCCCCGAAGACGUCCAUCAUGCCGCUAACAUCGUCCGCCAUAAAGCAGACGCGGCACUCAAGGGUUUCCUCUACCUCGAAAAGAAGCACAAGGAGCGCUUCUACUAUCUCUGCCCACUCAAGCCAUCUAUUCGCGCCAUUCGACACAUCAACUCAAUCGACAGACUCUUUUCUUGGAAAACCAGAAAGGACUUCACUGCUGUCUCGGCCAAAAUUCCUACCUGCGUCGUGAGCUUCCAUGUCGAAGAAGCGGCUUAUGCAGAGUUCACCGCUGCCUACAACAAAUUUCGUCAAGGAUACUUAGAGGGACCGUUUCGUACUUGGUUAAACGCGGAUACUUACUUGCGCAACCUGGUCGAUGACUCUGGCAUGCCUAUGUAUACUCGGCUCCAGUUCCUGGAGUGGUGGAACGGGUAUCGAGACGAGAUGCGGAUCUGGGAGGAUAAGGUUGACUCCCUCGUCUUGCCUAGCUGGAAGACUAUUGUUGCUGAGCUGGCGCAUACAAUAGAAGAACGCCUGGAUCUUACCCAGGAAUGGGAACGUUGGGUUUGA